Molecule: messenger RNA, 910 nt
Organism: Gloeophyllum trabeum ATCC 11539
Lineage: Eukaryota; Fungi; Basidiomycota; Agaricomycetes; Gloeophyllales; Gloeophyllaceae
Exons: 2
Coding region: 1-837 (278 amino acids)
Molecular function (GO): protein binding
Source: RefSeq, a predicted model, not a curated record
AUGAACUUCGUCACCAACCUCAUCGAAGAGUUCGCCGAGAAGAAACUCCACUCUGGCUCUGGCGCAGGCUCGCAGCCGCAGUCACAGUACCAACAAUCAUAUCAGCAGCAGGGCGGCGGAGGGUACAGCAAUGCUGGCAGUGCGCCACGAGUGCCGCCGCCGUGGGUGGCGCGCUGGGAUGAGCCCGCCCAGCGAUGGAUAUACAUAAAUGAGGCAACGGGUGAACGUACCUUCGAGUAUCCAGGGGGCGGUGGGCAAGGUGGAUAUUAUGGGGGUGGCGGAGGUUCACGGGAGGAAUAUUAUGGAGGAGGGGGUGCAUAUGGAGGUCAAGGUGGAUACGGCGGGCAAGGCGGGUACGGGGGUCAAGGCGGAUACGGAGGAGAGAGCUACGAGCAGUCCAGUCGAAAUUCUGGGGGAGGUGGACAUAGUGGGCUCAUGUACGGCGCUGCAGGCGCAGCGGCGGGGCUCGCGGGUGGUGUGUUACUCGACCACGAGGCGCACAACGUCGAGAACGACUGGGAUCGUGACAAGUAUCGCGUAGAGAACGAUGUUGAAAACUUCCCGGACAACGCAGCGCGAUGGACGGGCGACAAGGUCGGAGAGGUGGAGGACAUACCGCAAGAUGUUGCCUACGACUACGACAGGGCGAAGUACGGCGCCGAGAACACGUUCGAUAACGGGAUUCGGGACGUGGAAGACAUCCCUCAGGAUAUCGGGCGCGGCGUCGAUGAUGCCGCUGGGUGGGUAGGAGAUGGCGUGGGUGAUGUCGAGAGGUUCGAUAAUGGGAUAGAGAACUCUUAUGACCAGGGCAGAGAUGAGGCACGGUAUGACUACUGAGCGGGAUGAUGUCUAGUCGGGCGUACUUGUACUACGUUAGCUGUUGUGUACAUGAAACGAACAUGUUUCCAUG